Molecule: messenger RNA, 1907 nt
Organism: Serpula lacrymans var. lacrymans S7.9
Lineage: Eukaryota; Fungi; Basidiomycota; Agaricomycetes; Boletales; Serpulaceae
Product: glycoside hydrolase family 47 protein
Exons: 13
Coding region: 254-1768 (504 amino acids)
Biological process (GO): carbohydrate metabolic process; N-glycan processing
Cellular component (GO): Golgi membrane; endoplasmic reticulum
Molecular function (GO): mannosyl-oligosaccharide 1,2-alpha-mannosidase activity; calcium ion binding
Source: RefSeq, a predicted model, not a curated record
GUGGCCAUCGAGAACAGAAUGUUCGCCUCAUCAUGCGACCUAAAUCUCAAGAAAGGUACGGUCACGUUCAAUACAAAUCGCAGAUUGAUACUUCCGAAUACGACCACAAGGAUUAAGAAGUGGCAGUGACAAAUUCAGGAGACCGAAGCACUGACUAGCGUGUCGACCAGGAUGCCAUAAUAUAAAUAUCAUCUCGCUCGGUUGAAGGUGCCCCAACUUGAACAAACCUCUUUCUUGUUCAAACUUCAAAGACAUGUCUUUUCGUCGUUGGUUCCUGGCAGCGCUGGCUGUCUCUUCCGCCAGUUUGCCUGCUGUCCAUGCUGGAAACGUUCAAAAGCCAGGCCUGACCUUGCCUGCAAAUGCAUCAAUCCAACAGGAUGCUGUCAAGCAGAUUUUUAACACCAGUUAUACCGCCUACAAACAAUAUGCUUGGGGCCACGAUGACCUGGCGCCUGUGGACGAAACGUAUGUCGACGGACUGGGCGGAUGGGGUGCUUCUAUUGCAGAUGCAUUGGGUACAAUGGAUUGGUUCGAGGAAGCCAUAGAUUACGUUGGUACAAUCAACUUCAACCAGUCCAAGACACCGGACACCGUUAGCGUCUUUGAGACUACUAUUCGAUACGUGGGAGGGUUCAUAAGUGCAUAUGAACUGAGUGGCCAGAAGUACCCUAUUCUCGUGCAGAAGGCACAAGAAGUUGCUGACAAGAUGGUAUACGGUUUCGUUGGGUCAAACGUUGCUCAAGCCGGAUCACUCACCCUCGAAUGGGGACUGCUGAGUCAAUACACAAAAAAUGACACUUAUAGCACUUUGGCCACAAACUCCGUUUUGCAUAUGAUCGGUUUGGCUGAUCCAAUUGCUGGUAUUCCCGCCCAAGGUAUUGAUCCUGCUACUGGCGAGUCUGUAGGGUCCUAUGUCACGUGGGGUGGAGGAACCGACAGUUAUCUUGAGUAUUUGAUUAAAUAUGCACGCCUUACGAAUACCAACGAUACGACUUACGCCGACGCCUGGGCCACUGCUGUGGACUCCUCAAUCCAGAAGUUGCUUAGAAACUCCACAGUUGAUGAUUGGCUAUACCUUGCUGAUUUCGAUGGUACUAACAUUCUCCACGUUGGCUCCCAUUUGGCCUGCUUCUACGGUGGUAACUGGAUCCUUGGUGGGGCGUUACUGAACAACCAGACUAUUAUUGAUUAUGGUCUCCAGUUGACUGAUGCAUGCAUGAACACCUACGCGAGCACUGCGACUCAAAUUGGUCCAGAGACAUUUGCCUACAUGUCCAGCGAUGGUAAUGCUACAGGAACCACUCCCCCUGAUGCCGCACAACUCGCCUUUUACAACGAACAUGGUUUCUAUAUCACCACCGCCGAUUACAUCUUGCGCCCCGAGGUCCUUGAGUCAAACUUCUACGCGUGGCGUGUGAGUGGUGAUCAGAAGUAUCUCGACAAUGCCGCAAAAGCUAUCCAAAGCUUCGAGAAAUACCUCCCAACUACUGUCGCAUACACUGGAAUCAAUGAUGUUAACCAGGUUAACUCGACUAAAACCAAUGACAUGGAGAGUUUCUGGUUUGCAGAAGUCUUGAAAUACUUGUAUCUGACGUUCGAUGACCCCAACAACAUCAGUCUCGAUGAUUGGGUCUUCAACACUGAAUGCCAUCCCUUCAAGGCACCCACCGCUCUCCCCGUUUAUGGUUCCGGCAACUUGAUCCAGAACUCUCAGCCUUUCGCUUCACAAAGUGGCUCCCUCCCUCAAGUCAGCCCAACCCAUUCGUGAAGCUCCCGCCGAACUGAGGAAUAACUCGCGAUUAUAAGCGUUAACUUCUUUCCUGGUGUUGUCUGGGAGAGAUCGGAUCACAUUUACCAUACUUCAUUUUUUCAUACGCAUUCAAUAAACCACUGUCAUGAUACAAAUU